UCGUUUAAUCUUUCAGUAGCGGCUGAGACGACUGUGCGUCAAUUAAUCGCAUUUGCAAACGAUAAUGGCGGCCCCUACGAUCGCUUUAAAUAACGGACGGAAAAUUCCAGCUCUCGGUUUGGGAACGUACCUUUCGCAUUCAGGAGAAUGUGCCAGAGCCGUCAAACAUGCAAUAAGCGUGGGUUACCGCCAUUUCGACUGCGCCUGGUUCUAUGGCAACGAAAAAGAAGUGGGCGAUGGCAUCAGAGAAGCCAUUAAAGAAGGGCUUGUGAAGCGCGAGGAUCUCUUUGUAGUCACCAAGCUUUGGUGCACCUUCCACGAGAGGGACCAAGUGGUGCCAAGUUGCAAGGUGUCUCUGCAAAAUCUCGGUUUGGAUUAUUUGGACUUGUAUUUGAUCCAUUGGCCCGUCGCCAUGACCAAUACUGGAAAAUUUAACGCGUCUGAACCUUUCAAGGACGCUGUUUGUUAUGACCACGACUUCGUCGAGACAUGGCACGGAAUGGAAGAGUGCGUCGAACUGGGGCUGGCUAAAAGUAUAGGGCUUUCUAAUUUCAAUAGCAAACAGAUACUGCGCAUUCUAAAGGCUGCUAAGAUCAGGCCUGUUUGCAAUCAAGUCGAAGUGUCGCCGCUUAUCAACCAAAAGAAACUAAUAGCAUUUUGCAAGGAACGAGGCAUCCAGGUAGUUGCUUAUAGUCCGUUCAGUGCUCCAGCUCGGCCUUGGAAAAAACCAGGUGAUCCGGAAUUGAGUUUGGACGAUCCGAAACUAAUAGAAAUCGGGAAAAAGUAUGGAAAAACUAGCGGGCAAGUUGUCUUAAGAUACAUCCAUCAGCUCGGUGCUAUCCCGAUACCGAAAUCGUCCAAUCCAGAUAGAAUAAAGAAGAACAUCGAAAUAUUCGAUUUCGAAUUGUCGCCCGAAGAUGUAAAGAUAUUGGACGCUUAUAACUGCAACGAAAGAGUUGUUCCAGCCCUAGAGUUUUUAAGCUCAAAAGAAUAUCCAUUUAAUGAAGAAUUUUAAUGAAUUGUUAAUCUACGUUUUGAAUAAUGUGGUAAUAAAUAUUAGAU
Molecule: messenger RNA, 1062 nt
Organism: Cylas formicarius (sweet potato weevil)
Lineage: Eukaryota; Metazoa; Arthropoda; Insecta; Coleoptera; Brentidae
Product: aldo-keto reductase family 1 member B1-like
Exons: 5
Coding region: 65-1015 (316 amino acids)
Cellular component (GO): cytosol
Molecular function (GO): aldose reductase (NADPH) activity
Source: RefSeq, a predicted model, not a curated record